This is a messenger RNA of Lolium perenne, 1280 nucleotides long. Its product is annotated as WRKY transcription factor WRKY51. The record is from RefSeq and is a predicted model, not a curated record. Gene Ontology annotation, molecular function: sequence-specific DNA binding; DNA-binding transcription factor activity. Lineage: Eukaryota; Viridiplantae; Streptophyta; Magnoliopsida; Poales; Poaceae. Gene Ontology annotation, biological process: regulation of DNA-templated transcription.
GUUCCUUCCCAUUUCUCCGGCGAGCAGCAGAGGCAGAGGAAGAGGUCGAGCAGCGGUGGCGAUGAUGACCAUGGAUCUGAUGGGGAGGUACGGCCGCGCGGAGGAGCAGGUGGCCAUCCAGGAGGCGGCCGCGGCGGGGCUGCGCGGGAUGGAGCACCUCAUCCUGCAGCUCUCCCGGACAGGCACCACCGAGGACGGCUCGUCCUCGGAGACCCCGGGGCAGGCACAGCAUCAGCCGCAGCAGCAGCAGGCGGUGGACUGCCGGGAGAUCACCGAUAUGACGGUGUCCAAGUUCAAGAAGGUCAUCUCCAUCCUCAACCACCGCACGGGCCACGCGCGCUUCCGGCGCGGCCCCGUGGUGGCGCAGUCCCAGGGCCCCUCCGUGUCCGAGCCUGCGCCGGCGCCGGCCAGGGCGGCGUCGUCGCUGGCGUCGAGGCCCGUGACGCUGGACUUCGGCGGCAGGUCGGCGGCGGCCGGGUACGGGAUGAGCAUGAGCAGCAAGGACGCCGGGUACAGCGUGUCGGCCGCCAGCUCGUCGUUCCUGUCGUCGGUGACGACCGGCGAAGGGAGCGUGUCCAACGGGCGCGGGGGCGGGUCCUCGCUGAUGCUCCCGCCGCCGCCCUCGGCCAGCUGCGGGAAGCCGCCGCUGGCGUCCGCCGCCGCCGGGCCGAAGCGCAAGUGCCACGACCACGCGCACUCCGAGAACGUCGGUGGCGCCGCCGGUGGACGCUGCCACUGCUCCAAGCGCAGGAAGUCGCGGGUGAAGCGUAUGACCCGCGUCCCGGCGAUCAGCUCGAAGGCGGCGGAGAUCCCGGCGGACGACUUCUCGUGGCGCAAGUACGGGCAGAAGCCCAUCAAGGGCUCGCCAUACCCACGCGGGUACUACAAGUGCAGCACGGUUCGCGGUUGCCCUGCGCGGAAGCACGUGGAGCGCGACCCCAGCGACCCGGCCAUGCUCAUCGUGACCUACGAGGGCGACCACCGCCACACCCCCGCCGACCAGGAGCCGCUCCCGGAGCUGCACAAGCUCUGAAGUCUCUUGCUCCCGCUGUUACUACAGCAGCAACCUGUUAAUUAAUCUUAGCUUGUCGUCCUGUUCCCUUUGUGACCCUAUAGGUAGAGCUUCCUUUUUCUUCAGUGUAUUAGUGUACCAGUACUAAGGUCUAAGCAGCAUGUAAAAGCAACAAAUUAGGAAGAAGAAGAAGCUUUGAGCAGCUUUGGUUCGGCUGUGGAAGAAAAAUGUGAGUGGUAGGGAAGAUAAAGAAGAAGAUUCGUACUGA